This is a messenger RNA of Melanotaenia boesemani (Boeseman's rainbowfish), 1151 nucleotides long. RefSeq names its product actinoporin-like protein (gene apnl). Gene Ontology annotation, biological process: cytolysis in another organism; monoatomic cation transport; pore complex assembly. Bases 190 to 822 code for a protein of 210 amino acids. Gene Ontology annotation, molecular function: channel activity. The transcript has 3 exons. Lineage: Eukaryota; Metazoa; Chordata; Actinopteri; Atheriniformes; Melanotaeniidae. Gene Ontology annotation, cellular component: pore complex. The record is from RefSeq and is a predicted model, not a curated record.
CUUAGCAUGGACAGCAUCCUCCUCUCUAACACAACCAAGCUUGCCAACAAUUGUAUGCAGAAAGAAGGUGUGACUGAUCCAAAGUGGUUAUGUUGCAAGUGGGAGGGUGAGGGCUGACAUACUGCUUAAAAAAAACUUAAAACAAGCCCCUCCCAAUAAAGUAACUUCCGCUAUUUUCAGACUUGGAGCAUGUGGUUUCUGAGCAGCAGGCUAACAUCUAAAUUACCUUGUUUUACAAACGGCUCUGAAGACUACUGCAGCAUGACGGAGUCGGCUGAAGCUGUAGCAGCUGAUGUGAGCAGCAAGAGAAGUGUGACAAUUGAGAUCACAAAUCUCACCAACAACUACUGCCUUAUCAACCCCAGGGUGCACCUUGAGAAUGGAGAGACAUACAACCCACCUCAACCUACAGUGCGUCCCCUAAAGACAGAAGUUUGCACCUUCACCAAAUCCAGUGGAAAGGCAACCGGAAGUGUUGGUGUAAUGACCUAUGACCUUUUUGAAAGAUCCCAGAAUGACUACAUUGAGACUCUGGCUAUCAUGUUCUCAGUUCCUUGGGACUACAACCUGUACAAGAACUGGUUUGCAGUGGGCAUCUAUAAAAAGGGCCGUAACUGUGAUAAGGAUUUGUACAAAGAAAUGUACUAUGAGAAGAAUGAGCAAGAGCAUGGGUUUGUCAGGGCAGAAGCCAGUGGGACAGGAAUCAAUUAUGUAGGCAAUUACCUUGACAUCAAAGCCACCAUGUGUCCAGUAGGUAAAGCCAUCAUGAAGGUGGAAGUCUGGGACAAGCUUUUCACAACCAUGGGCCAGCAAGUGCAGUAGAGAUGGCUCCUGAAUAGUAUUUCUGCCCUGAGAUCAGAAACCAUUGCUUAUGGCAAAAUGCUUCUAUUACAGUGAGCCUGCAUGAUUUAACAGAUGUGUUGUUGCUGACGUGCAUCUGUAUUCCUGGGUAUUACCCUUCAAUAAAUCUGCUUAAGAUCAGAGUUUGGUUAGUUUUUUUAAUCCUGGCAGAAAUCCUUCCUUUGUAGCCAAAGCCUCUCAGUGUUUCAGUAGCAUUCAGUUUCACACUGGCAUCUUUAGAAAUGGGAAUCAAAAGAUGACUCACAUAGCUUAAUGAAAUACACAGAGCGCUUGUCUGAAUUUACCUUGAC